Egretta garzetta (little egret) is the source of this 1020-nucleotide messenger RNA. RefSeq names its product ST6 N-acetylgalactosaminide alpha-2,6-sialyltransferase 5 (gene ST6GALNAC5). Gene Ontology annotation, molecular function: alpha-N-acetylgalactosaminide alpha-2,6-sialyltransferase activity. The record is from RefSeq and is a predicted model, not a curated record. Gene Ontology annotation, biological process: oligosaccharide metabolic process; ganglioside biosynthetic process. The coding region runs from base 1 to 1020 and encodes 339 amino acids. NCBI's taxonomy places the organism in Eukaryota, Metazoa, Chordata, Aves, Pelecaniformes, Ardeidae. The transcript is spliced from 6 exons.
AUGCCAUGGCAGCCCCGUGAGAUGGGCGUGAAAGCCAGUGGGGCUGCAGGUGGGCACGGUGGGGGAUCGGAGAGGAUGGCGCAGGUGACUGGAACUGAGAGUAAACCUGCCAAGUUUACACCUGGAGACACGCUAGCUAGGUUUGUAAUGACCAGCAUUGUCAUGUUAAGCAUUGUAAGGACCAGCAAGCUGCCAUGGAGAGCCACAGGGCUUGAUCUUGGAGUGCUGCAGCCCAUGGUGUGUGGUGGGCUGUCCCUGGCUGGACACCAGCCUUUAAAAAUGCACUGCAAGAGUUGUGCACUGGUAACCAGCUCUGGACACCUUCUGGGAAGUAAACAAGGUGACAGAAUCGACGAGACAGAGUGUGUAAUACGAAUGAAUGAUGCCCCUACUCGAGGUUAUGGAAAAGAUGUUGGAAACAAAACGAGCCUUCGAGUGAUUGCACACUCCAGUAUUCAGAGGAUUUUGCGAAAUCGCAACGAACUCUUAAAUAUGAGCCACGGUGCUGUGUUUAUCUUCUGGGGUCCUAGCAGCUACAUGAGGAGAGAUGGGAAAGGCUUGGUGUAUAAUAACCUGCAGCUGAUGAAUCAGAUACUGCCUCAAUUAAAAGCAUAUAUGAUUUCUCGCCACAAGAUGCUUCAAUUUGAUGACCUGUUUAAACGGGAAACUGGGAAAGACAGGAAGAUAUCCAACACUUGGCUUAGCACGGGCUGGUUCACAAUGACUAUCGCAUUAGAGCUCUGUGACAGGAUAAAUGUUUAUGGCAUGGUGCCACCGGAUUUCUGCAGGGAUCCUAAUCAUCUUUCAGUACCUUAUCAUUAUUAUGAACCUUUGGGACCUGAUGAAUGCACAAUGUACAUUUCACACGAGCGGGGACGAAAGGGCAGUCAUCACCGUUUCAUCACAGAGAAACGAGUGUUUGAGAACUGGGCACGGACAUUCAAUAUUCACUUUUUCCAACCAGACUGGAAACCAGAACCACUCACUGUCAAUCACCCCGAGAUUAAACCGGUGGCCUGA